AUGGAUGUUUAUAAAUACUCCUUGAUAAAGUCUGAAAAAGAGUUAAAUAGUGAAUUUGAUGGUAUUGAUAGUGAACAUGGAACCAGGAUAAUUAUCAGCAACAUCCGUAAGACCACAGACAAUAAGCCAGAGUUUGACUUCGUGACAGACGAGUGUGAUAUUCGGAUUCCUGAUGACACAAGUUCCGAGAGUGAAAAGUAUCGUAAAACCAAACGACAGAAUCAUGUUCCCGAGUGUGAUUACUCUCUCAGGGUAAGACAAUUUGCUGUUCAUGUCAUCAAAAAUUUUGUCGUUGAUUAUAAUAGUUUAUUAUAAUUUACCGUAUCUGAAGUCACAUGCGAGAAGUGUGUUUUCGAAUUUGAAGUUUGACAAUACCAAACAGCAUAGAUUUUGUAUGGGUACUUUGGUUUCCUCCUGUAUAGACUGCAAGCAGUCCCCCAGGAGAAACGAAGGACUGUCGACAACACAUCAAGAAACGAAAUACGUGUUACCCACACAAUGUGAAAUUCCCAUUGGUCGAAGUCAAUAUGGCUGUCAAUCAAAUCUGAUAUGAAGUAUUUAUGCUAUAAAUAAUUUCCAGACUUGAAUGUUGAUUUUAUAAAUAAACAUAACAGGCUUAAAUGAGCAGUUCCUAUUGGGUAGAUUUAACUGGAUAUAACUAAUGAUUACGCAAAGGCGGAGCCGCCUUGACAAGAGAGAAAAGUGGGUGUAUUUUGUUUCUUUAUGUGUUGUUGGCUGUCCCUCCUUUCCCCUCAUCAUACCUGUAGAUUUUAUUGUUGUGGAGGUAGCCAAUCUUUAAAUGGAGCUAGACUAUGCCACAUUCUCGUACCCAGAGCCCGUCUUACACGCGAUCAACAGAGCAUGACAAGGGUAGCAGGUACGAUCGGCAGUUGCGCUGCAUUUGCCGCAACUGCAGAUCAAAAUUUAGCCUCUGAACGACAACACAAUGCCAAGUGUGCCAAGUAUAGAAGUGCAUUCUGAGAGUGCAUUCUUGCAGUUAUUCUAGUUAGACAGUAACUCCGGGCUUAGAUAACAAGCUCCAAAUGAUUUUUGGAAUUAGCAACACAGCGAGUAACUUCAAGCUUUAUACAUACCUAGCGGCUAGGCUGGCUUGCCUCGCUACACAAUACUUUUUGGAGUUAGACAGUAACUCAAGGCUUAGGUACCUAGUUUUUUCAUGAUUUUUGGAGUUAUUCUUAGCUCCAAAUGAUUUUUGGAGUUUGCCAGUAACUCCACAAUUCAUAUUUCAACUCAUACGUUUUGAAUUACACAAGUUAUUCAAGUGUAUAUUUUGGUUUGGAGUUGGCCCUUUAGACUUUGGAGGUAGCGUCGCUCCAUAACUUCCUACUUUCUACAGGCAUGCCCCUCACGGCAACGCCCGGGAAUCUAAACGUGUAGAAAGGAGAGGCCCCUCGUAGUCUACCUUCUGUAAUAUGGUAACCAAUAGAGGAAUAAGGAUUGCCCUUACUGGACAUAUAUGUCAAACAAUUUAGAACUGACAGAGCUGUCCAGUAAUAUUAAAGUUCAGUUAUAUAAUAUUUAUAUUAUUUGCAUCAAUGUUGUAGGCAUAUUGUGCCAUUCUGUACCUCAAACCAAAGAUGCAAAUUUUUAUACGAGGGAAGAAGGUGAAGACUUUGGUGGUUGAAAGAAGCUUGAGUAAAACUGAAGUUGAUCGAUAUAAACCAACAGUAUCCUUGAUUUUAACAACUCAUUUACUAUAAAGCUCUAAUGUAUUCCAUGAUGCACCUAUCAUUUGCUUAACAUGUUCAAUGCUAGAUAAGUUUACUAGUCAUAGGGGAGUGUUGGGCAUUAAUUAAUGAGUUAACCAGAUGGCUGCCCAUGUGUCUUGUUAACCCAUUGAGCGAAAUCAGACAAAUUUUAACUUGUCAAGGGGAAAGUGUUGGGUGUUAAUGAAUUUGUUUAAUUAAAGUAUUCUUAACUCCAGUCUUCAGCAUGCAAUCACAGCUCCAUUAAAAGUUGUAUUUGGCUUCAACAGUCGGAAUAAGAAUCAUUAUGGUAUCAUGAUGUAUCAUCGAAAUAGAUUAAUCAAACCUUAUGAAAGAGUUGGAUAUCAGUUAAAGGUAGGUAUUAGGCAAAAAUGCCUUAGGUUUGGAGUACUUUUCAGCUGAGUAUCUAGGUGGAUACUUAAGCAUCUUUCAACUCUUCAUCUGGUAUCCAUCCUUGAAAAUCCAUAUCCCAUAGUGGGCAGGACAUUGGUGUCUGUAUUAGAGAGGCAUCCGUAUUAGAGAGGUUUUUUAUUAGAGAGGUGUCUGUAUUAGAGAGAUGUAUGUAUUAGAGAGGUGUCUGUAUUAGAGAGAUGUCUGUAUUAGAGAGAUGUCUGUAUUAGAGAGGUGUCUGUAUUAGAGAGAUUUCUGUAUUCGAAAAGUGUCUGUAUUAGAGAGGUGUCUGUAUUAAGAGAGAAGUCUGUAUUAGAAAAGUGUCUGUAUUAGAGAGGUGUCUGUAUUAGAGACAUGUCUGUAUUAGAGAGAUGUCUGUAUUGGAAAGGUGUCUGUAUUAGAGAGGUGCCUGUAUUAGAGAGGUGUCUGUAUUGGAGAGAUGUCUGUAUUAGAGAGGUGUCUGUAUUAGAGAGGUGUCUGUGUUAGAGAGGUGCUGGUAUUAGAGACAUGUCUGUAUUAGAGACAUGUCUGUAUUAGAGAGGUGUCUGUAUUAGAGAGGUGUCUGUAUUAGAGAGGUGUCUGUAUUAGAGAGUUGUUUGUAUUAGAGAGGUGUUUGUAUUAGAGAGGUGUCUGUAUUAGAGAGGUGUCUGUAUUAGAGAGGUGUCUGUAUUAGAGAGGUGUCUGUAUUAGAGAGGUGUCCGUAUUAGAGAGAUGUCCGUAUUAGAGAGGUGUCUGUAUUAGAGAGAUGUCUGUAUUAGAGAGGUGUCUGUACUUGUCAUGGGGAAAAUUUGCAUCAAUUGGUUAAGAGGUUUCUUGAAUUCCAGGCAAACAACUUGGGUGUUGGUGUGGUUGGCGUUGUUCAGUGUGAUUUCCUUCAGCCAACUCACAAUAAACAAGACUUUGACUAUACUAAGGCGUACAGGUAAGAAUGCAAGAUUGAUAUCAUGGCAGUUUUAAUUUGUCAUGGGUCUGUAUUACCAAAUGAAAAUAUACAUUUCAUCAUCUUCUAGAGCUUGUAUUUACUCACUUGGAGUGAAGUUGAAUGAGUACUGGUAAGUUGUGAGUUUGCUUGGCUUAUGUUAUCAUGGAACACAACUAAGUGUUAGGCUGGCAUUAUCCCAACCCACGCUUUCAACAUUCUGUAUGGGAGGAAUACUGGUAAUCAAGUGCAUUCACUACUGCAACUCUUUUUGUGUCAUGAGGCAAGAAUGGAGCAUUAUACAAUCUCAGACAAUUGCUCUGACGACUAUGCUACAUACUCAUGCUGUUUAUGUUUUGUGUUCAGGAAUGAAAAGAAAGGACCUGUGAAGUCAUCAACUAACAGUAUUGCAGAUCAAGUGAUCCCAGAACCACAGGAAGUACAGUAAGAGACUGGAUAAAAAUAUUUACAAAAAAGGAAAACACAGCCUUAACACAUAAGAAUCUCACAAUUUGUGAACAAAAUGUUGUUGCAACAGGCUUUUCAACAAGCUGUAAUUGAUGCUGUUAUUUUAUCAACUUGCUACAAGGUUGUCACUCGCAACUUGUUGAUAAAUUGUUGAAUUACAUCAUGAUAACAAGUUGUUGAAACAACUUUUCACAAGUCUGUUGAGUUCAACAACCUUGUAGCAAGUUGUUGACAAGCCGUUGAUAACUUGUCAACAAGCUGGGAACAAGCAGUGUAAACACGUCUUGUUGACAAGUUGUUGCAACAGCAUUGCUACAAGUCUGCUGCAGCUUUGUUACAACUUGUGCAUUUUUAUGUGUGUACCAGUGGUUUUGCAACAAGAAAUGAGAAACCAACACCACCUAUAAUAACCAGUGUAUGACCAAUUAACUUUCAUUCAGAGCACUCCCAGAUCAAACCUGGGCACAAUGUGAUGAACGGACGUGCCUAAAGUGGCGUAAACUACCAGAUGGUAUUGACCCGGACUCUUUACCUGAGAAAUGGUAUUGUUCCAUGAAUCCUGAUCCAAACUUCAAGUCAUGUGAUGUGCCUGAGGAAAAAGAAGAGGAAAAGACCAGUAUUACACCUUAUGAAAAAGUACAGAAAAGACGACUGUAAGUUGGUAACAUUGUUGACAGUGCUGAACUUGCUGGCAUACAGGCGCCAGUUGUAUAAAAAGGUUGUUAAUUAAAGUUAACUACAGUGUGAAGUGAUGGAAUGUGAAAUGGCAUAGAACUGCUGAGAAUUACUGUACAGAACUGCUGCUCUCCACGCCAAUUUUAAUGUCAUUUCCGUGGACAGGUUUUACGGAAAUUCCAAUCCUGAUUGUUAACAUCAAACUUCACUUUUAAAUUAAUUUUAGUGUCAAAGAAAUGGAAGAAAAGCAACACCGAGAGAAGGUAGUGUAUAAUGCUGUGAUGUCCAUCAUAUUAUCAACUAUAUGAUAUUCCUGUGUUCCCACAAUAUAAUUGUUAGAGAGCUUCACAUUUUGACUACCAUUACGGCAUUACCAUUAAGUUAUGUUUACACAGUGACACACAAUUCAGCUUAAUUAAAUGAUAUUUGAAAAACACGCUGCCAACGUCAUCUGGCGACAUCGUUAACUAACAACAUUCGUCAAAACCUGAAAUCGGGUUGAUAAUUUGAUGAAACAGGGUUCACGGGGUUGAUAAUUUGACGAAACAGGGUUCAUGGGGUUGAUACUUUGAUGUUCUUAUGUCACAGGCUGCAAAAUUGGCAUUACUACUGGAGCAAGAAGAGAAGGUAAAAAUAUGACCCAAUUAAUACAUUUUGUUAUUAUUAUUAUUUGUUUUGACUAAUAUAGUUUUCCAUUCAUUAAAUUUUAGCUUAUAGAGUAGUAUCCAUAUUUGAGAGUUGCCCACAUUAGAAAAUUGUUAUUAAGUAUUAUCAACUAAUAUAUUUUAUUUUGACUGGUUGUAGUUUUCCAUUCAUUAAAUUUUAUAUUGUUAUUCUUCAUCUUUAAUAUGUCCUCCUUUAGAACAAAAUUUUGGAGAAAAGAGAGGAAAUUUUAAAGAAGAAGGAAGAACUAUUCAACUUGUAAGAACUCGCGAAUUACUCUUGAAAAGGCACUUCCAUUUCUGAUCCUAUACGAUUUCGUCGCAUGCCAUCAAUUUUUAUUACCGGUUACUGACUGAGAAAAUUUGCCAUACUGUAGGAUGUCUGGAGUUUGCGAGAUAUUGGAUAUCGGUAUCCGGAUCCAGCGCAUCGCUAAUGAAUACUCACAUAGCGUUUAAUUUUUUUUGUAGACAAAUGGCCCAACGUGAAAAAGACACUAAACCGGUAAGUACUAUUCAUAUUCUGUUGUACCGUACAUAGAUCUUUCCUCAUGCAUUUAGUACAGUACAAGUAACACUUUGUUUUGCUAUUCUGUUCAGAAAAUCAAAGUUGAAGGUGGUUCUUUACCGACUGCGCAAAUUGCUCCAAGAUCAACAACGGUAAAAAUUGUCAUAACAAAAUAAAAUACGAAAAUUUAAGAGGCCAGACUUCUAAUGCUAAACUUGCCCUUUACCUGACCAAAAUCUUAACCUAAUACUAACAUAAAACUUGUUAAAAUUGAAAUUAUUAUUUUGACGUAUUUAGGUCACCCCUGUAUUGAUUAUGAUUAUUCCGAAGUCCGAACACACUAACUUUAACUAAUUGUUAAUUAUUUUUGUUUAUAUUUUAUUUUAUUUUAACUUUUCCAGAAACCUUUAAAUGCAGUCACUCCCUCUGCAAAACCAUCACCACGACAGAUAGGCAGCCAAUUAGCGGCUCGCCUCAGCCAAUCAGCAACUCGCACGCCACAAACUAACCAAUCAGCACGAAGUCCAGCGAAAUCCAAGCCAUCCCCUGCACUUUCAUUGGCUCGUUCCAACCAAUCAACACCUAGCCCAACACAAGCCAGCCAAUCAACACCUAAAUCUUCACUAAGCCAAUCCACUCCUAGAUCUCCACUAAACAGCAGCCAAUUAGCAUCUAGGUUUGCACAAACCAACCAAUCAAUGACUAGUAUUUCUGCAGCUAGCCAAUCAGCAUCUAGAACGCCCAUCAGGCAGUCACUGGCUAGUAAACCAAGCCAAGUAACAAAAAGCCCAGCUAAACAAAACGUAACUAUCGUUCAAGCAAAACCUGGGGCUGGUCAAUCGCUCAAAUUUGUUACACAAUCUCAGAAACUGAGUACUACAGGUAUAACAUUCAAGAUGGUCAAAGCCUCGAACGGGACUACGUACCUAGUACAGGAGAAAAAAUCCCAGGGAACUCCGACCACUACCGGCACAAAACCCACCGCUACUGUGGUUAGAGCAAGUGGACCAGCUUUGGCUGCGGUAAUUUGUUUUUAAUUUUUGGGCGGAUAACCCAGGAUCUUGUUUCCUUUGUUUAAUUUUAUUGACGGUUUCCAUAGGCUGACCUACAAAGGGAAAGAUUUUCAGUUUCCUUACACUUUAUUUCUUUGAACUAACUUAGUUUCUUAUAUAAUUUGUUUUUCAUUUAAAGAUUUCUGCAGUCGGCUCCAAGUCAACUCCUGCGACUGGCCAAACCAAUUCAACUCCAAUUUCUGCCAGACCUAUAGUGGCUGCCUUACCAAGCACUAAUGUUGAUGUCAAACCUCGCCUCAAUGUCAUGCCCAAACCUCAGAUCUCUACUGCCAAAACUGCUGCUGCUGUUAGACAACAGAAUGGUUCAUCAACACAAAAUGCUACAAGGACUGUGGCUAAAAGUCCAGCGGUAAGCUUUCACUGUUCCCAAACGACAGUAGUACAAGACCCAACGUUUCGACACUCCAGUCUAGUGUCUUCAUCAGGGGUGAUCUAAAGUUGCAAUCAUCACCCCUGAUGAAGACACUAGACUGGAGUGUCGAAACGUUGGGUCUUGACUACAAUUCGACUGGGCUUUGUAAUCAUUUAUUUAAACCAGAGUAGCGAGCGCAACAUGAUUGAUAUACCUGGUUGCAGUGAACGAACAAACUUUAAAUUUUAUACAUUUAUCAGACUAAACCUGGUGUAGUACGAAAAAUAACAAAAGGAUUCCUGCCGGAGGACCUAAAGUUGCAUUUUACAAAACUGUUCCUGGUUUGGUUCAUCAAAAAUAACCCUUCAAUUCUACCGAAUGAGAUGCCCCUAAUCCUGAACAAUAAUGAUGCCUUUUGAAUUUGUUUUUAUGUUUUGUUCCCAUAUACUGUAUUUGCAGGGACCGCGGAGACGGGGGGGCUUUAGCCCCCCCACUUUUUUUGACAGCCAAAAUUAUUAAAAUAGAAAUCUAAAUGAAACUUUCUAAAUUAAUUAAUUGGGGGUUUUAUUGAUGAUUUAGCCCCCCCACUCUCUAAUACGCUCCGCGGGCCCUGAUUUGGUCUUAUAUUCUAACAGAAUGCUGAUGUUAAACCAUCCCUGUCCUUGGCCGCGACAGCUUACUCAGAAAUCACUGGCAAUACUUCAACCACACCACAAGAUGUUAAGAAGUAUGUAAUGUUUUCUCAACUUAGAAUUUACCGAUGCAAAAUUCCUACUGUGAUCACAGAAACUUUGAUAGUGUAAACCAGGUUUAACAAACACCCAUUAAAAUCUAUUUUGGUAUAGUAUUUUGGCUUCUGGAAUCAAACGCGAAGCUCCUGGGAAUAAUGUGAGUCCAAUUCCUGCCAAGAUACAACGAACGGAACGGGAUGCUACGAUUAUAGUCAUCGACCCGCUUCCGACACAACAGCAAAAACCAUCAGAAACCGACGCUCAGAAACGAAUCAAAGAACUCGAAAGUCGAGUGAAGACACUUGAGAGUGAACUAUCUGAAGUUAGAAGCGAAGGGAAAAACAGAUUGGACGAAUUGGUAGAAGAUUUACAUGAAAAAUCCGUUAUGUUGAUAAGAAGGAAUAAAGAAUUUGAAGAGAAGAAACAGGAGAUACAAUCAAAGCAAAAUGAUUUGAGCGAGAAAACGAGAGAGCUGAAAGUUCUCCGUGGAAAUGUGUGUAAGUUACUACAAGUGCUGGUGCCCGAGAUUGACGUGGAAUCCGAGGGAGAUGGUGACACAGUCGAUGACCUGUUGAGGCAAGUUUUGGAGGCGAAUAAAUAG
This is a messenger RNA of Paramuricea clavata, 8103 nucleotides long. NCBI's taxonomy places the organism in Eukaryota, Metazoa, Cnidaria, Anthozoa, Malacalcyonacea, Plexauridae. The record is from the annotation of a GenBank genome assembly.